Messenger RNA from Phlebotomus papatasi, 1209 nucleotides. Its product is annotated as histidine-rich glycoprotein-like. The record is from RefSeq and is a predicted model, not a curated record. Lineage: Eukaryota; Metazoa; Arthropoda; Insecta; Diptera; Psychodidae. Bases 115 to 1110 code for a protein of 331 amino acids. The transcript has 2 exons.
AGCUCGAACAAUGGUGAAAAAUAUCGCAGUGUAUCUUAACAGUCCUAAGAAGUCAGACUUGGGAGGUUGAGGAAGAAAACUUGACACCAGAAGCCUUAGAAGAUACCUCCAAACAUGAAGUGCAUUGUCGGAGUCUUGUUGCUGGGAGCGGUUAUUGGCAUUCAAUCCCACUACCUGUCCUCUAGACAUCACAAUCACCAUGCUUUUAGUGAUCUGGAUCAGGGAGAGGACUACCUGUGGGAUGAUUCCCAUGCCGAAGAACCCCGCAAGUGGACAGGACCUAUCCAUGUUCCUGUGAUUAAGGAUGGAGUUCCCACUGAGACCCCAGAAGUUCGUCAUGCCAAGGCCCAUCUUCUGCAUAAGCUCGCUGAAGCUAAGAGCCAUCCUGAAUAUCAGUCAAAGGAGUACUAUGCUGAUCAGGCUGAAAAGUGGUCUAACAACCAUCAACACACUGAACAUCAUCAAUCCCGCUGGACUGGACCUACUCAUGUUCAAGUUAUUGAACAUGGAGUCCCAACUGAGACCCCUGAAGUACGUCACGCCAAGGCUUAUCUUGAAAAGAAGUUUUCCGAAAGCAAGAAACAUUCAGGAUAUCAGGUUCAUGAGGACAAAUGGCAGCAUCAUGAAGAAGACAAAUGGUCGAAACAUGGUAGCCACCACCAAACUCGUUGGACUGGACCCAUUCACGUUCCCGUGAUUGAACAUGGUGUUCCAACUGAAACUCCCGAGGUUCGUCAUGCCAAGGCUCAACUUCACAAAAAGAUUGCUGAGGCCAAGAGCCACCCCGAUUUCCACCAUGAAGAUCGUGUAGUGUAUCAUCAACAAGCUGUUCAGUCCUGGCAUAAAGAGCCUCAUCAUGACUCCUAUCACGGAGAACACCGUUGGACUGGUCCAGUUCACGUGCCAGUGAUCGAGAAUGGAGUUCCAACUGAGACUCCUGAGGUGAAACACGCUAAGGCUCAUCUGCAUGCCAAACACGCCGAGGCCAGGCUUCAUCCUCACUUCAACGAGGACUGCGACGAAAAAGACUCUUGGCAACAGGGACAUAAGGGUACUCAUCACGAUCACACUGCCAGGUUUGUGGAGGCCAAAAAUGAAGGUCGUUGGUAAAUGAAGAAUCCUCAUCCCAUGGAGCUCACAAAUCUUCAUACUACUGAUCGCGCAAAGCAAAUCCUAAGUUGAUUAUUAAAUGAUCUUUGCAACAUAAAA